Molecule: messenger RNA, 8916 nt
Organism: Porites evermanni
Lineage: Eukaryota; Metazoa; Cnidaria; Anthozoa; Scleractinia; Poritidae
Source: the annotation of a GenBank genome assembly
AUUUUUUUAGUUUUAUCUUAUAUGCUUAGUAAAACAUUUGAAAGGUCUAUUUUGUAUGUAUUUUUCGAUUCCCUUACACCUCCCUCCCCCGUUGUGUUUAGUCAACAUAUCGUGUUUUCCAAACGGCUGCUGCGGCGGUUCAUAUCGAUCAUAAGCUCGUGAAAAAGGAAAAAUUUAUACUAGUCAACCAAAUGUGAACCAUUUUUACACUGCUUUUAGCUUUUUCUAUAUGUGAAAACAACCUUCAACCGCAUUCCGGCCAGCGGUUGAAUUAAAAAGCCGCCGCCAUUUUGAACUUGGUGGAUGUUAUUUGAUGCUGAUAGCUUCCAAUGCAAGAUGUUUUAAAUCAUACCAAACUAACAUUCAGUGAAAGGUGUAAAAAGUCUCUAACAAACGGCGAUGUCUAUGUUAAAAGUUGUAAGAACUUUCACGAACAACCAGUUAUUCAGACAAAAUCUCAGUAGGCUGUUAAGGAAUGUUCAAUUCUGUGCUCGAUUUGCAAGUGAAAGUGCAAGAUUUCAGAGUGGCGAACAAGAUUUCGACAAAGAGGCUUAUAAUCGUCGCCAGAAGCGGUUGGUGGCUGCUAUCAUUGGUUCUUCUGUAGGACUGAUCGGUUCGAGUUAUUGUUUGUAUAGAAAACUUAGCAAGGCAAAUGCACAGAGUCCAAAUGCCGCCCUUGAUAGCAGAAACCCUGGUGGUGAAAAGAACUCAGAUGAAAAUAAAGAAGAAGAAACCGACGGAAAAAGGAAAAAGGGUAAACAUGGAUUCAGGGAAAGAAGGGUGAGAAAGUUUGCUUUGCUACUGCGCCUUAGGCAGACCUGCUACCCCCCAAAUAAAUUAAAUUAACUGGAAGCUGGCUUUUACAUGUAGCUACAUCCCUGCAUGUUAAUUUGCUACUGUGGCUGAAGGGGUCAGGUGCUUGGGUGCUUAUUCGAUAUUUAACAAUUAUUCCUCGAGCCCAAAUGGGCUCUGAGUCAAUAGCCCAUGAGGUCGAAGGCUGAAUGGGCUAUUGACUCAAAGGCCAUGAGGGCGAGAGGAAUAAUGUUAUUGUUUUAGUAAAAUCCAACUAGUUGGUCAAAAAUAUUGAGACAAAACAACUUUAGUUAGCAAAACAUGAUUCAACGGCCUUUAUUUUGGUUUUCAAAGCCGGCGCUUUUCGCUACUAGUAGGCUAUAACAUAUAGCUUAGUGGUAGCUCAACCAAUCAGAACACAGCAUUGAUGACAGGCCACUAAUUAGAUUUUACUAAUGAUUCUCAGCCUGCAUUGCAAGCAGACUUGUUACUCAAGACCUAGUUAGUCAAUAGAGAAUAGUCUAUGUUGUGGAUGUAGACACAUGCUAGUAAUGCAAUGUAUCUCUUCAAUUACCUUGCUCUUUUGAGUGAUUAAAUUUUUCUUCUUUUUUAGAUUAUUGAAUAUGAAAAUCGUAUAAGGCAGUACAGCACACCUGACAAAGUUUUCAGGUACUUUGCAUCACUCAAAGUUGUUCAUGUUGGAGAAGAUAAUGAAGUGUUUAUGACACCAGAAGAUUUUGUGAGAUCUUUAACACCUGGAAAAAUACAACCAGCUGGUAAUAAAUUCUAGGAAUUAUAGUCUAAUCAUAUUGAUUUUAUAUAAAUGACCCAACAGCUGAAUUUUAUGUCUGAACAUUAGCUGUUUGCCCAUUUCUUCAUUCUAACAGAAAGACACCUCUAAGUUUUAGCUAGGUGCGAAAGUUAAUUUUUUAGUAAUUCCCAUAACUGCAUGAACCAAAUAAUAUUCUAUUUUAUUAGUAUGAGCAAUCUUGCUAAUUGUAGUCUUAUAGUGUAGUUCCCCCUAGCUUUAAAAAAAGACUCCUUCCCCAGAAGAAGUCUACUGAACAAGCAAUAUGGUGUAUUUUUGGAAAUGCAGUAUUUUAAGAACUGCAAGGUAGGCUGUGCUUUUUUAUUUAGCCUGUGCCAGGCUCUUGGUCAGUGUAGAUAAGCUCUCUCUCUCUCCACCCCUCACACAGUUUUCACGGUUUUUCUUUUUUUCGAUCUGUUCUCCCCACUCUCUUGGAGCCUGGAACUGUCUAAUUUUCAUUGAGCUGACCCUAAAGCCCCAUGCAUACAGGUGCAACAUUGUUGGAUGUUACAUGUUACUUGUUGCGUCCAUUUGCACACCGUGUUGUAUGAAGCCUGUCAAACUUUUAGCUACGAGCAAAAAAUGAACAAAACUCCCAACAUUGUUGGACCAACAAUGUUGGGAGUCAUUGCAUCUGUGUGCACAUAGCUUAAAUUAAAGAUAGAUAGACAGAUAGAUAGAAACUUUAUUAAAAGUGUCAAGGCCGUCUAGCCAGGGAAAAAAGAAUCCCUUACUAAUUUGGGGACACCAAUUAGGGGAGAAUAUACAAAGUAAAAACUAUAUACAGUAGUAGGUAAAAUAUCUAUAGUUAUCUAAUUACGAGAUAUAUAGUAAAAAUAUACAGAAGUCAAAAUGAACAAAGGCUACAGCCUGCGCAGCCAUCAUCUAAAAGUUCACUUAUAUUGAGUUGGCGUAUCUUGCUUUUAAACCACAUUAGGGUUGUGACGUCCCUAAUACUCUUGGGUAGUUUUGUCCAUAGCCUAGGCCCUAGAUAUCUAACAGAGUGCUUGCCGUAGGUGACUGUCUCAUACCUAGGUAUAGAGAAAUCUGCUUGCCUCAGAUUGUAAUUACUAUUUGGUUCUUUUAAGAUGUUACUUUAUAUGCAGGGCACAGUUUAUGCUUUACUUUAUACAUAAGGAUGCACAGAUCCUGUAAGCGACUAUUUAGUAGUGUGGGCAGGUCUGCCUUCUCUAAUAGUUGUUCAUAUGUGUUAUUUCAUAAUUAAGCAAUAGAAAACGUUUUCCGUGUUUGCAUAGGCUGAUAUAAACACGAGAGGGGUUGGGAGAAUUCGAGACAGUUAUGCAAACCUGAGACGAAGUCGAGGGUUUGCGUAACUGUCGAGAAUUCUCCCAACCCCUCUCGUGUUUAUAUCAGCCUAUGCAAACACAGGAAAAAAGUUUUCUAUUGCUUUUAUAAAAUAACUUUCCCGAGAAAAAAAAACACAAAACUCUUUGUAUGUCACUGAUUAAAAGAGAAAUUCCUACCAGUCGCAAAAUCUUGUCCACGAAGUCUUGCACGCGUAAUCAGUUCUUGUUUUACAAAAAGAUGCUUUGCAAAAUACAGAUUUUUCUCGCUUAAUACGGUCAGCUUAAGCGAAGAAAAAUGUACACACCUUCUUUGUAAUGAUUUUCCAAGUUUCAGCCAAUGAAGGAAUGGGUAAAUAAAGUAAACUUUUUUAGUUUUGAACUCGAAAACUUUUUCAAAUUUGUGCUUGCGUGAUUAGCGCGUGAAAAGCCAAACAACUUGACGCCACAACCAUGUUUUCAUACUCUCAUGCAAACACUCCUCUCGGCCAAUCAGAGCGCGUGUACUAUCUUAGUUAUUUUAUAAGAGUUUCUGUUAAUUUACUCUAGGUUUAGGACUUGAUGAACAUGAAAGAUUUAACUCAGAGGUAAAUGUAUGGAGUGUUUUUGUUAAAUAAUAUUUAAUUUAUUGAACUUAAUUUACUGAACUUAUGUUCUACAUGUAGAACGUCUUUCCAGAUUUGCUAACAUACAUUGUAAUAAUAAUAUUUUUUGAUUCAUCAACUUUUCUGUUCAUUGUGUUUCUUCUUUCUUUAAUUUUUCAUGUUGUUUAGGUUUAGACAUAGAUUUAAGGUGUUGAUAGACAGGGCCUUAUGUGUCGUCUCUCUUCCCUGAGGAGACUAGAAGGUCUUGCCCAGCCAUUAUUGUGUUGUGAACAAAGGCAGUACAUACUCCUCCGUUACUUAAAGAACCCGAGCUCUGAUCCAACUGGUAAACAAUCCCAGGCCCAUAUUGCUCCAAAGUCAAGUGCCCAAUGAACUCAAUGAUUUUGUUACCCCUGCAUCCUGCGUCUCGGCACAUUACCAUCCCCCAAGAUGCAAGAAUUCACAGCAGGCAUCCUGUAGGAUGCCCAUAUUCAUAAUCAAGCUAAGCAGUGAUUAAUCAGUGACACCUGUCAACUAAUUACUGAGGGUCGUACAUUUAAAGGAAAGAGGCCUUGAUUGACUUUUUUGGUCUUUGGCUGACUUUUAUUUCUCAUUCCAUUUUCACGGCUGUCACUCAAUUUUAAGUAGGCAAGGAAAUUUGAAGAUUGCUCUAGCUGUAGAAUCGUGAUUGUGUUGGCAGUAAUGUUGUGUAUUAUUUUGCUAAAGUAGCAAGGGCUAAGUCAUUUCUUAAUCUAACAGCCAGUCAUUGAAUGUCAAAUUGAAUGCCCUGUAUUACUUGCAGUUUGUUUGUUAAUUACAUGUACAUGUAGUCCUCCUUUUACAAACAUUGAUUUUUGUGUUUAAUAAAAUGUACUUUUAUUAAUUUUAAACAGAAACAUAAAUACAAAGGUCUUCUGUCAGAUCAGCUGGGCUCUGAUAGUGUGUUCUUGAAGAUGGGAGAAUAUGGGCUGAUUUCAUUCUCGGAUUACAUAUUCCUUCUAACAGUUUUGUCAAGUAUGUUGUAAAUUUUUUUCUAAUGUAUAUUUACGGCCCUAUUUCUUCAUCAUGGUAAAUUUAUUUCAGUUGUAGGAUUUCAUCUUCCGAUGUUAAUAUUAUUUUAAGAACACUGAAGCUAACACUAUAAUCACUUAUACAGCCAUGAUGUUUUAUUGUAGUAAGCAAUCUUGAAGUUAGAGGAAGGCAAAAAACUCAUUUACAGAUUAAGUACUUGCUUUAAGCUUUCAGUUUUCUCUCUUCUUCCACACCGAUCCCCUAUUUCCUUUGAAAGUAUCCACAUACAUCUACCUGAUACUUGUCUAUCAUGGAAUUACAGAUUAAGUGAUGAAAUAUGUGAAAAAACUGACUGCCAAUGAAAACUUUUUCUCAUAUUUUCUCGUUUCAAGUUCCCCCUAGAAUGUUUAAAAUUGCAUUUCAAAUGUUUGACUUCAAUGGAGAUGGCGAGGUGUCACCAGAAGAAUUUGAAAAGGUAAGAAACUUGGUACUGAACUGCAAAAAGCUGGAGCUCUCGUUUCAAGUUCCCCCUAGAAUGUUUAAAAUUGCAUUUCAAAUGUUUGACUUCAAUGGAGAUGGCGAGGUGUCACCAGAAGAAUUUGAAAAGGUAAGAAACUUGGUACUGAACUGCAAAAAGCUGGAGCGCCCAUAGUUAGGUGAAACUGGUGCUCUCUCAAAUUUUUUUUAGUAGACCCUGGUAAAAUAAUCAGCUGCAUCCCUGUGUUAUUAGCUAGCAUAUUAUUAUUUUUCGCAUCAAUAAAAAGAAAUUGCAGCUAAAGGCUGUGCUGUUAAAAGUCAAUUAUGGCUCCUAUUUAUAUAGAUCUUCAGUGUAUAAUUUAUCUCCUAUCCACUGCCCACAACUUCAUGUAAGGGGUUUUGUAUAUUCUUUACAUAAAGAGUCCUGCAAGAUUACCAGUCCAAUUAUGAACCAUAUUAAAGGUAUUUGACAUGUACAGUUUGGUUUUCUAAAAGUGAAAUCCUAUCAAGUACUCUCUCAAACUUGUUCAUACCAAUCAUGGAGAGAAAGAAGGAAGAAGGAGGUUUUGGUAUUGUUUACUAUAAUAUAUUUUAAUAAAAUUUUGCAAACUAAGCUGUGAAGUAAUUUCUUUAAAAUAUAUUAUAUCAUUGUAAAGCUACAGUGCAGGGGUUUGGUAAGCUUUUUGACUUGUUGUAGCCCGUUCCCUAAAGGUAUCUGCCUAAGGGGAUACUCGGCACUGCAAAUUUUUUUUUACUCAACCUUUAAACAUGUACCGUUUCUUUUUAUUUCCUGUUAAUUGUUUGCAUUUCAGCUCAUCAAAUAGAAAAGUUAUGUAUCUAAAUCUUAAACUACUGAUCCAUGUGCCAACCAUGAAAAGGGUCUUCCCUCAACGAUACAUACUAUUAAUAAAUCAUAUGAAGGAUAAUGUGUAACUUAUUUGAUUACUCUUAGGUACAGAGUAUCCUGUUUAGCCUGACACAGACUGGAAUGCGACAUCGUGAUCAUUCAGUGACAGGCAGUGUACUGUCGCCACAUGUUAACAGUGGCCUUAAGGAGUACUUCUUUGGGAAAAACAUGGAGAAAAAGCUUACUGUGCAAAGAUUUGCUGAAUUUCAAAAGAAUCUUCAACAGGAAGUCAUGUUCCUUGAGGUACAUUUUCUUUAAAUGAUCAUUUUGAUAAAUGUAACCCUCAACUAGUCUGUCAUUAUGCAAAGAAGAAUGUACUCUAGGCUUGACAGGAGUGAAAUCAUGAAGCCAGAUCAAGCAUUGCUUCUAGGUGUUAGCAAAUUAAUAUUGUCACAAGUGACUGUUGGAAACACCUUAUUUGCUUACAUUUAUUAAGUUGAAGGUCAUUACCUUAUCAGUGUUGUGUAUACUGACUUGAUUUAUUUGUAAUGUCAGUUGACUCACUGUGCAUGUCCCUUGUAGAGUGUGUUUAUUUUGCUCUUUUGGCUUGAAUCGCCUGCAAUCCUACUAUUAUUGGCUACUUCAAUUUGUAUUAAAACCCUUGAUCAGAGCAUACCAUACUACACUGAGACAGACUACUUGGCUUAUGGCUGUUCAUCGGCUUAUACUUUAAAAUUAAUUGCUUUUUUCUUUUUUCGUUAAGUUUAAUUCUUAUGAUCUAGUUGAUGGACGAAUAACAGAAUGGGAUUUUGCUGACAUGCUUCUAACCUACUCAAGUUUCCAUGAAAAGAAAAAACAAAAAAUUCUCAGGAAAGUGAAGAAGUGUUUUAAAGAAAAUUCACAGGUAGGAACAAACAACAACAUAAAUAAAUUGAGAACUUCAUCCUCUUAGUUUAAAAAUUUGUUUUGGUUCAUCAAGAGUUGCUAAUAAAGUGUAUUCACUCACGACUGGCCAGCAUCUAUGCUAAUCAAUAUAAAUGGAGAACUUGACCCUCUUAUUUGAAAAAUUUGUUUUUGUUUAUCUAAAGUUGAUAAUAGAGCAUAUUCACUCACGUGGCCAGCAUAUAUGCUAAUUAAUAUGAGCAAAAGAAAGUUUUUACAUUAGAAAAGAGUUCAGUUCCCACUGGGUUGUCAAGAUUGGUACACCAACAUGGCUGCCGUACGUUUCAUUGUUUUGGAACACCAAUUGACAUGGCUGCCGUGAUGUCAUGUGAAUACGCUCUAAAUGAUAUGAAAACAUAUUUUUUCUUUCUCUGUGACUAAAAGGGUUAGUAUCUGAAGUUAAAAUACUCAGUUCAAAUGUUUUCUGUUUGGAUCAAUAACAGUGUUAACUGUUUUCAUAAAACGGGGAUAUUGGACAAAUAAUAUUAAUAAAUAACUGUUUAUUUAGACCGGCCAGAAUUGUUGGUUAGUCUAAGCUAUACCCUGGUCUAGCCAGUAAAGACAUUAAUGGCUAUUUUUAUUUAUUUCAGUCACACCCACUAGGACAGUAUUAUUUUUAUAUUAUUUUUUACAGGGAAUAACUUUCAAAGAUUAUUUGGAUUUCUUCUGUUUUAUGAGGAACAUUUCUGAGGCAGACAUGGCUUUGAGCUUCCACAAUGCUGCUGGUAAACCUAUCGAUCCAGGUAUACAAUUCCUGACGGGGAGCGAGUUAUUAAACAUUUCAUAAUACAUAUAUUUUCUCUGAUGUGUCUGAUUUGGACAUUAAUUGUGAAGCUAUAGAAAUGAAACCAACUUUUGUUUAUUUGUUACAGACACAUUUAAACAAGUUGCUAAAACAGUGAUGGAUGUAAAUUUGAGUGAUAAUGUGGUGGAUGUUGUUUACAAGAUGUUUGAUGAAAAUGGUAAUAAUUUAUUUAUUAAUAAUACGACUAUUGCUAGUGUAAUGUUUUACAAGUGUUGUUCCUGCUUUCAGACUCUAAAAUCGAGACAACAGCUACAUGUCUUGUAAAUUGUUCUUAUUGAAUGGUCCUCAUAGCCCAGGAGUAAACAUUUAUUAUAAGUAAAUCUUCUCCCCUAUAGUUGUCAAAGGAGUCAGUCCUUUCUCCAUUUUACUUUUUUCCUCAAAUGUAUUUUGUUUGGUUUUAAUGAGACAUUGUGUCCACAUCUCCAUACUCUCCAUUCUCUGUCCACACCUCCCUGAAACUGACCCCUAAAGUUGCAGGUCCCUGCUGCCCAUUCUUCAGUCUUUUUCUACACUUACAACCAGUGCCAUGGUUGUCCAUCAUGUACAAACUUGGAAGGCUUGGGAUAGGAUAUUUCAGAUGAUGGUUCAAGUCAUUUUUCGUCAAUACCAACUUCUCAAAGUACUUUAUUAUCUGUAGAGAGUAAUGUUUCCUAUUUUUUUCCAUUUCAGAUGAUGGUGUUCUUAGCCACAAGGAGUUUGUUGUUGUCAUGAAAAACCAACUUGUCAGAGGGCUAGAAAAUGUAAUUAUCUUUGUUAAAGAAAAUAUUUUAACCUUUAAAAAUUACGAUUUUUUUAAACUCAUUGACUUACUCAUGGUUGUUUAAUCAUGGCUCACAAAGACGAGUUUAAACAUUCACAGGCAUUUUGCAGCUUCUUAAAGUUUCCCGUCCCCUCUUUUCAUAUUGUCUUAUUUAUCUUCUCAUGUUUUUUUUUGGUUUAAGUGUAGUCAUAAUGGGCUUGUUAGGCUAUGUUUCUGGAUUUGUUUGCUUUGGGUUUGGUUUGCCGUUAGAUUUUUCACCCCCUGGUCCCAGAUGUUCCAAAGGUGGGUAGGGCAGUAAUUUUUGUUUCCCUAAUACUUAUCCACUGGAUAGUAAUUUAUCCGGUGGAUAUCGCUAUCCAGCUUUUGAACAACUGGGGCCUGGUUAAUAGGACACUCAUCAUUCACUUGUGACCAGGUGUUAACUUUGAAAUUUUCCUCAAUUUACAGCCCAAGGACACAGGAUUCAGCAGACUGAUGCAGGCUAUUUGGCAUUGUGCAAAACAUGUUACAUAUACAACACUCCAUCCAAAGAAAUCAACAACAGCUGAAGACUGACAAGAUGAGACGAACACAAAUACAGCCAGUA